GCCACCACUGACCCUGCUCAUGGAGCAGAGUCAGUGGUGGAAAUACGUCACACGCAUGCGUUAUUCAUUCCAAGAAACAGACACAUAUGGCUUCCGGACAGCGGAAAUCUCAAGUGGACAUAAAAAUGAACUUUAUUUGAAGUCUAAAGCAUCAUCCUGUCUCACCAUGCAGGGAGAGUAUGGCUCAGAUGGACUCUUCCAUUGUAUCGUAGGGGGCCUGCGUUAUGAUGACUUUGACAAGGCGGGGAAGAUCAGCAUCGGGAAGAUCUCCAAGAUACUAGAAGGAGUUCGCAUCGCACGCAUCACACAGGGCAUAACCUCUCAAAACAUUGACUUUGGCUUAUCAGUUUUGUAUGUUCGUUCACAUUAUUUCAAAGUGUAUCCUUCCUUUUACUCUCUCAGUCAGACUUCCUCCUUAAAGUUCACCACGUUUACAAGCCACAUUGGCAGAACCUCAUUCUGCGUGGACGCUAACGCCUUCGAUCUAACCACGGGCGAGCUGUUGGCAACUUGCAGUACUCACUCGGUGUUUGUUUCUAUGGAAACACGUCGCCCAACCCCAAUCCCACCCGAGAUGGCCCAGAUGUCCCAAGUGAUCCCAACCGAAGACAAGCGACCAGUGUCUGGACCUGAUUUCCCGGCACAACCUUCUGCGUGCUUCACCCAGAAGAGGAUGGUUUUUCCAGGCGACACGGAUGCCAACGAGCACCUGAACCAGGCGGUCUUUAUUCGCUUCUGUUUUGAUUGCGCCAGUGGGGCAGCACUAGAGGGCAAGUUACCCAGCUUUGUGCACGACAUCAUCUUCUCCGAUGCCAAGACCGUCUGGGUCCGGUAUGUUCGUGAGGCUGAAGUUGGGGAGGAACUGACCCUAUCCUGUUGGGAGGAUGGAGAUCAGAAACAAACCGUUUGGGUUGAAAUCUACCAAGAAUCUCAGGUCAUUGGUCAGUGCCAAAUACAGUUCUAUGAUGACGAACUGAACAAUUCUACCUCCAAAAGUGAAGAAGCACGAGCUAUUUCAAAGCUGUGAUUUGCUAGGCUUGUGAAAUAUCUGCGUUUCUGUGGAUUUCCAUGUGUUUUAGCAUGACUCAGCAUUUUUUAUUUUUAUUUUUCAUUUUUUUUAAAGUCUGCAAACAUAAUUUCGCAUGGGUUUUACACAUGUGAGUUCAGUCGUUCAUGCCAGUUGAACAGCGGGGUGAGGAAAAGUAAAACAAAAUUCAACCAUACUGCCAAUUUCGUCAUACCAAACAUGCCUUUCAACAACCUUUGGCAUCCAAAAUUCUUUCACAUUUAUGGACCAUGUGUUUGAAAUAGCAAAAAUACUUCUUUCAUCAAUUGUUAUUUUUGUGUGUGUGUGCAAAUCAUUUGCCCAGGUUUGAAGCUGAACAAAGACAUUGAUCAAACUGGGAACCACCAUUGUAGGGCUGGAUAGCGCAGUUAGUUGAGCACCGGAACUGCAAUCCGGAGGUCGCAGGUUCAAAGCCUCGUCCCAUCAAUCUCUUUGUUCAACUUUAAAAACAAAAAAUAUUAAAAUGCACCUAUUCAGUUUCCCUUUGUGCUAAAUUUGAUUAUAUAAGAGGUAUCAAAUCCAGUACAUAAGUGAUAAAUUAGUGCUUAGGGAUGUUCGACAAAUGUGUUUCCUGUAUUAAUUUGUUAAUAUUUUAUUCGCUUUAAUCUGCGUCGUAUUUCUCCAUAGUCAGCCACCAGACUAAUGACGAUGAAUGAAGAGGUCAGUCUAUUCAAUAUGCCUGUAGAUCUUUUGCAAAACUGAGCUUUCCAGUUAUUUUAAUAUUCAUUGUUACAUUAUUUUUUGGGUAAUUUGUUUUCUUGUGCAAUGGAUGGACGAAUGUUAUAUGACACGUGUGACACCUCAGGGAAAUUUUACCUCUUACCCUCAAAUUUAAGUUUUUUUUGACACACCCUGGUGGGUUAGGGUUAAUCAUGUCUUAUAUAAAUCUCAUUUUGAUGCAACAAAUAUAGCUACUUUAAAAACUUCACCUACAGUUUUAGUGUUACAGGCACUUCCAUCAUUUAAGAUGUUAUACAAAGGAGUAUAAUCAUGAAAAUACUUGAUCAUGUAUUUUUGUAUUAAUAUGUCGUAUCAGGAACACUUGAGUCCUGAUUAUUGCUUGGCCUUGGGCGUUUCCUGGAAAGUAAACUUUCAAUGGUGCUUUCAUCUUAUAUUUGUUUUUGCAUGCUCCUGUCAAUUUCUUUUUUCAUCUUUAAAUUUUUUUUUAUAAUGCACAGGUCCAGUCAGUUUCCCUUUGUGCUAAAAUUGAUUAAAAAAGAGGUAUCAAAUCCAGUUCAUAAGUGAUAAAUUAGUGCUAAGGGAUGUGUGACAAAUGUGUAUCCUGUAUUAAUUUGUUAAUAUUUUAAUCGCUUUAAUCUGCAUCGUAUUUCUCCAUAGUCGGCCACUAGUGACCAUGAAUGAAGAGAUCAGUCUUUUCAAUAUGCCUGUAGAUCUUUUGCAAAGCUGAGCUUUCAAGUUAUUUUAAUAUUUAUUGUUACAUUAUUUGUUUUGUAAUUUUGUUUUCUUGUACAAUGGAUGGAUGACUUUUAUAAGACACGUGUGACAUUUCUCAGGGAAAUUUUGCCUCUUACCCUCAAAUUUAAGGGUUUUUUCACACACCCUGUUGGGUUAGGGUUUAUCAUGUCUUAUAUAAAUCUCAUUUUGAUGCAAAUUAAUAUGGCUACUUUAAAACUCCACCUACAUUUAGUGAUUACAGGCACUUCCAUCAUUUAAGAUGUUAUAUACAGGAAUAUAAUCAUGAAAAUACUUGAUUGUGUAUUUUUGUAUUAAUAUGUCAUAUCAUGAAUACUGAGUCUUGAUUAUUACUUGGCCUUAGGCAUUUGCUGGAAACUUUCAAUGGAACUUUCAUCUCAAUUUGGUUUGUUUGCAUAAAUCAAUAAAAGUGAAAAUUAUGGGGGGGGGGGAAAUGAUGGGGCCUGAUUUAUAAGGUCAUUAAUUCAGGAUAUAUUUCUUUUUAGAAUAUAAUAUGUAAUGAAUAUUUUGAAAGAAUA
Patiria miniata (bat star) is the source of this 3018-nucleotide messenger RNA. RefSeq lists its product as uncharacterized. The record is from RefSeq and is a predicted model, not a curated record. The coding region runs from base 20 to 1027 and encodes 335 amino acids. The transcript is spliced from 3 exons. Lineage: Eukaryota; Metazoa; Echinodermata; Asteroidea; Valvatida; Asterinidae.